This is a messenger RNA of Galeopterus variegatus (Sunda flying lemur), 5892 nucleotides long. It is a transcript of the gene ATG2A, whose product is annotated as autophagy related 2A. NCBI's taxonomy places the organism in Eukaryota, Metazoa, Chordata, Mammalia, Dermoptera, Cynocephalidae. The transcript has 42 exons. The record is from RefSeq and is a predicted model, not a curated record. Bases 1 to 5790 code for a protein of 1929 amino acids. Gene Ontology annotation, biological process: piecemeal microautophagy of the nucleus; reticulophagy; autophagy of mitochondrion. Gene Ontology annotation, molecular function: phosphatidylinositol-3-phosphate binding. Gene Ontology annotation, cellular component: phagophore assembly site; extrinsic component of membrane.
AUGUCACGAUGGCUGUGGCCAUGGUCGAACUGUGUGAAAGAGAGGGUCUGCCGCUACUUGCUGCACCACUACUUGGGUCACUUCUUCCAGGAGCACCUCAGCCUGGACCAGCUCAGCCUCGAUCUGUACAAGGGCAGCGUUGCCCUGCGGGAUAUCCAUCUGGAGAUCUGGUCUGUAAACGAGGUGCUGGAAUCGAUUGAGUCACCACUUGUGCUGGUGGAAGGCUUUGUGGGCUCCAUCGAGGUUGCUGUGCCCUGGGCUGCGCUACUCACCGACCACUGCACUGUGCACGUGUCAGGCCUCCAGCUUACCCUGCAGCCCCGCCAGGGCCCAGGGCCAGGGGCUGCUGACUCACAGAGCUGGGCCUCAUGCAUGACCACAAGCCUGCAGUUGGCCCAAGAGUGUCUGAGGGAUGGGCUGCCUGAGCCCUCCGAACCUCCACAGCCCCUGGAAGGGCUGGAGAUGUUCGCGCAGACCAUCGAGACUGUGCUACGGAGGAUCAAGGUGACCUUCCUGGAUACUGUAGUGAGGGUGGAGCACUCGCCUGGUGAUGGGGAGCAUGGCGUGGCAGUGGAGGUCCACGUGCAGAGACUGGAGUACUGUGAUGAGUCAGUGCGGGACCCAAGCCAGGCACCACCGGUGGACGUGCAUCAGCCACCUGCCUUCCUGCACAAACUGCUGCAGCUGGCAGGGGUCCACCUGCACUUUGAGGAGCUCCCCCAACAGGAAGAAUCUCCGGAGUCCCCCUUGCAGAUUGGCAGCUGCUCAGGAUACAUGGAACUAAUGGUGAAGUUGAAGCAGAAUGAGGCCUUCCCAGGCCCCAAGUUGGAGGUGGCAGGACAGCUGGGCUCCCUGCACCUGCUCUUGACCCCACGGCAGCUCCAGCAGCUUCAAGAACUACUCAGCGCCAUGAGUCUUACAGAACCCGAGGGCUUGGCUGACAAGCUGAACAAGAGCCGCCCGCUAGGUGCUGAAGACCUGUGGCUGAUAGAGCAGGACCUGAACCAGCAGCUGCAAGCAGGGGCUGUGGCUGAGCCCCUGAGCCUGGACCCCCUUAACAACCCUCUUCUCAACCUGGACAGCACUGACCUCUACUUCUCCAUGGCUGGCCUCACAAGCAGUGUGGCCUCAGCCCUCUCUGAGCUCUCCUUCUCCGACGUAGACCUGGGCUCUUCUAUGCACAGUGACAUGGCCUCCCGCCGGCUCUCUGCCCAGGCCCACCCAGCUGGCAAGAUGGCCCCCACACCCCUCCCGGACACCAUGCGCCCUGACACGCUGCUGAAGAUGACGUUGGGGGGCGUGACCCUGACCUUGCUUCAGACGUCUGCCCCAUCUUCCGGACCAUCUGACCUCGCCACCCACUUUUUUGCUGAGUUUGAUGCCACCAAGGAUGGGCCCUUCGGUUCUCGCGACUUCCAUCACCUUCGGCCACGCUUCCAGAGGGCCUGUCCCUGUAGCCAUGUCCGGCUAACGGGCACAGCUGUGCAGCUGGCCUGGGAGCUGCGGACUGGCAGUAGGGGUCGGCGGACAACCGCCACAGAAGUGCACUUUGGGCAGCUUGAGGUGCUGGAGUGUCUGUGGCCCAGUGGCACUUCGGAGCCUGAGUACACGGAGAUCCUGAGUUUCCCCUGUAACCUGGGCUCCCAGGUCUCAGCUCGGCCCUGUGCCCACCUGCGCCACACACAGACCCUGCGCCGUGUGCCCAAGAGCCGGCCCCGGCGCUCAGUUGCCCGCCAUUGCCACUCUGAACUGGCCCUGGACCUCGCCGACUUCCAGGCAGAUGUGGAGCUGGGGGCCCUGGACCGGCUUGCUGCGCUGCUGCACCUAGCCACCACACCCCCCGAGCCACCUAGCAGCCUGCUGACAGAGCCCCCACCAGCAACUGAGCAGCAGAUGGUGUUUCGGCUCUCAGCACCCCGGGCCACACUGCAUUUGCGCUUCCCCAUUGCUGACCUGCGGCCCGAGCGGGACCCCUGGGCGGGUGGGGCUGUGCGGGCUGAGCAGCUGCGGCUGGAGCUGAGUGAGCCCCAGUUCCGGUCAGAGCUUAGCAGUGGGCCUGGCCCCCCAACCCCCACCCGCCUGGAACUCACCUGCUCCGAUCUGCAUGGUAUCUAUGAAGAUGGAGAGAAGCCACCUGUCCCCUGCCUGCGUGUCUCUAAAGCCCUCGAUCCCAAGAGCACUGAGCACAAGUACUUCCUGCCUCAGGUAGUGGUGACCCUGAACCCCCAGUCCAGCAGCACACAGUGGGAGGUGGCCCCGGAGAAGGGAGAGGAGCUGGAGAUGUCGGCUGAGAGUCCGUGCGAGCUGCGGGAGCCUGAGCCCUCACCCUUCUCUUCCAAGAGGACCAUGUAUGAGACGGAGGAGAUGGUGAUCCCUGGAGACCCUGAGGAGAUGAGGACGUUCCAGAGCCGGACCCUGGCACUAUCUCGCUGCAGCCUGGAAGUGAUUCUGCCUAGUGCCCACGUCUUCCUGCCCAGCAAGGAGGUCUACGAGAGUAUCUACAACAGGAUCAACAAUGACCUGCUUAUGUGGGAGCCUGCGGACCUGCUUCCCACCCCUGACCCCACCACUCAUCCCCCUGGCUUCCCGGGCCCCUCGGGCUUCUGGCACGACAACUUCAAGAUGUGCAAAUCGGCCUUCAAGCUGGACUCAGAGUCGGAUGACGAGGACACCCACUUCUUCUCAGUGGGGACAUCGGGGGCCCCCCAACCCCCUGCUCCUGAGCCCCCAAGCACUCACUCCCAGAGUACCUUCUCUACGCUGGUGACAGUGCUGAAGGGUCGUAUCACAGCCCUCUGUGAGACCAAGGAUGAGGGUGGGAGGCGGCUGGAGGCUGCGCACGGGGAGCUGGUGCUAGACAUGGAGCACGGCACCGUCUUCAGUGUCUCCCAGUACCACGGCCAGCCGGGACUCGGCUACUUCUGCCUGGAAGCCGAAAAGGCAACACUCUACCACCGAGCGGCUGUGGAUGACUACGUGCUGCCCAGUCACCUGGAGCUGCCCAGCUUUGUUCCCCCGGCCCAGCUGGCUGCAACCAUCUACCCAUCAGAGGAAGGGGUGACUGAGCGGGGAGCCUCAAGCCACAGGAGCCAAGGCCAGGGCCCCCAAAUGCUGUCCACUGCUGUGCGCAUCCACCUGGACCCCCACAAGAAUGUCAAGGAGUUCCUGGUGACACUGCGGCUGCACAAAGCCACCCUGCGCCAUUACAUGGCCCUGCCUGAACAGAGCUGGCACUCCCAGCUGUUGGAGUUCUUAGACGUGCUGGAUGACCCUGUGCUGGGAUACCUGCCCCCAACGGUCAUCACCGUCCUACACACACACCUGUUCUCCUGCGCUGUGGACUACAGGCCACUCUAUCUCCCUGUGCGCGUCCUCGUCACUGCUGAGACCUUCACCCUCUCCAGCAACAUCAUCAUGGACACCUCCACCUUCCUGCUCAGGUUUAUCCUCGACGACUCUGCCUUGUACCUAUCUGACAAGUGUGAGGUGGAGACCCUGGAUCUGCGGCGAGAUUAUGUCUGUGUCUUGGACGUUGACCUCCUGGAGCUUGUGAUCAAAACCUGGAAAGGGAGCACUGAGGGUAAACUGAGCCAGCCGCUGUUCGAGCUGCGCUGCUCCAACAACGUGGUGCACGUGCACAGCUGUGCCGAUUCCUGUGCCCUGCUGGGAACAAAACUCCCCCUUCGUGCGGGCGACCUGCACCCCCCACCCCGGCCCCCCAGCCCCACGGAGAUCGCCGGCCAGAAGGUACAGCUCUCCGAGAGCCCUGCCUCCCUACCCUCAUGCCCCCCAGUGGAGACAGCCCUCAUCAACCAGCGGGACCUGGCCGACGCCUUGCUGGACACGGAGCGCAGCCUGCGGGAGCUGGCCCAGCCUUCAGGUGGCCCCCUCCCUCCAGCCUCGCCCGUCUCAGUCUACUUAUUCCCAGGUGAACGAAGUGGGACCCAGCCCACCUCGCCCCCUGCUGGGGGCCCCUCUGGCCCCUUAGGGUCCCACUCAGAGAUGAAGGAAGAUGAGAAAGAAGAGGAGGGUGAUGGAGACACUCUGGAUAGUGACGAGUUCUGCAUCCUUGACGCUCCUGGCUUGGGCAUCCCGCCCCGAGAUGGGGAGCCCGUGGUGACACAGCUGCACCCAGGCCCCAUCACCGUGCGGGAUGGGCACUUCUCCCGGCCGCUGGGCAGCACGGACCUGCUGCGGGCGCCCGCCCACUUCCCAGUGCCCAGCAGUCGUGUGGUGCUACGUGAAGUCUCCCUCGUCUGGCACCUGUACGGUGGCCGAGACUUUGGCCCCCACCCUGGCCACAGGGCAAGAGUUGGCCUCCUGGGCCCCAGGGGCUCCCCUUCCCGCUGCUCUGGCCCCAACCGGCCCCAGAACUCAUGGCGUACACAGGGGGGCAGUGGGCGGCAGCACCAUGUCCUCAUGGAGAUCCAGCUCAGCAAGGUAAGCUUCCAGCAUGAGAUGUACCCAACAGAGCCAGCCGCAGGUCCUGCAGCCCCCGGCCAAGAGCUGGAGGAACGGCCGCUGUCCCGCCAGGUGUUCAUUGUGCAGGAGCUUGAGGUCCGGGACAGGCUCGCCUCCUCCCAGAUCAACAAGUUCCUGUACCUGCACACGAGCGAACGGAUGCCGCGGCGUGCGCACUCCAACAUGCUCACCAUCAAAGCGCUGCACGUGGCUCCUACCACCAGCCUGGCCGGGCCUGAGUGCUGUCUCCGUGUCUCACUGAUGCCUCUGCGGCUCAAUGUGGACCAGGAUGCCCUCUUCUUCCUCAAGGACUUUUUCACCAGCCUAGCGGCUGGCAUCAACCCCGUGGUCCCAGGGGAGACUUCUGCUGAGGCUCGCCCCAAGACCCGAGUCCAGCCCAGCAGCGCCCAGGAAGAGCAGCCUGAGGUCACAGAGACCGCUGGCUGGCAGGAGGCGCCAGGCGGUGGACACAGCUCCUCCUCUGAGCAGCAGCCCAUCUACUUCAGGGAGUUCCGCUUCACGUCUGAGGUACCCAUCUGGCUGGAUUAUCACGGCAAGCACGUCACCAUGCACCAGGUGGGCACUUUCGCUGGCCUCCUCAUUGGCCUGGCCCAGCUCAACUGCUCCGAGCUGAAGCUAAAGCGGCUGUGUUGCCGGCACGGGCUCCUGGGUGUGGACAAGGUGCUGGGCUAUGCUCUCAAUGAGUGGCUGCAGGACAUCCGCAAGAAUCAGCUGCCCGGCCUGCUGGGAGGCGUGGGCCCCAUGCACUCGGUUGUGCAGCUCUUCCAAGGGUUCCGGGACCUGCUGUGGCUGCCCAUCGAGCAGUACAGGAAGGACGGGCGCCUCAUGCGGGGGCUGCAGCGAGGCGCCGCCUCCUUCGGCUCAUCCACUGCCUCUGCUGCCCUGGAACUUAGCAACCGGCUGGUGCAGGCGAUCCAGGCCACAGCCGAGACGGUCUAUGACAUCCUGUCCCCAGCAGCGCCCGUCUCCCGCUCCCUGCAGGACAAGCGCUCCGCGCGGAAGCUGCGCAAGGGCCAGCAGCCCGCUGACCUCCGGGAGGGUGUGGCCAAGGCCUAUGACACGGUUCGAGAGGGCAUCCUGGACACAGCUCAGACCAUCUGUGAUGUGGCAUCUCGGGGCCAUGAGCAGAAGGGGCUGACAGGCGCUGUGGGGGGUGUGAUCCGCCAGCUGCCCCCAACAGUGGUGAAGCCACUCAUCCUAGCCACAGAAGCCACAUCCAACCUGCUUGGGGGCAUGCGCAACCAGAUCCUCCCCGAUGCCCACAAGGACCAUGCUCUCAAGUGGCGCUCAGAGGAGGCCCAGGACUGAGCACAGGGCACCCAGGACCCAAGGAGGCGCUGCCCACCGUGCCCCAGUCAGCCCCCAUGGUGCCACAGGCUCCCAAGCCUCCCAAGAGUUGCAACCCACAGC